AUGGGCGAGUACUCAAAAGCACUUUCAUCGUACGAAAGAUCACUUGAUAUCGGAAAAAUAGCUCUCCCUCCGAAUCAUCCCAACUUAGCUACUUACUACAACAACAUCGGAGGGGUGUAUUAUAACAUGGGCGAGUACUCGAAAUCACUUUCAUCAUACGAAAGAUCACUUGAAAUCCUCAAAGUAGCUCUCCCUCCGAAUCAUCCCUUAUUGGCUACUUCCUACAACAACAUCGCUUCAGAGUACGAUAACAUGGGCGAGUACUCGAAAGCACUUUCAUCGUACGAAAGAUCACUUGAAAUCUUCAAAAUAGCUCUACCUCCGAAUCAUCCCGACUUAGCUACUUCCUACAACAACAUCGGAAGGGUGUAUGAUAACAUGGGCGAGUACUCGAAAGCACUUUCAUCAUACGAAAGAUCACUUGAAAUCCGAAAAAUAGCUUUCCCUCCGAAUCAUCCCGACUUGGCUACUUCCUACAACAACAUCGCUAUGGUGUAUUCUCACAUGGGCAAGUACUCGAACGCACUUUCAUCGCUAGAAAGAUCACUUGAAAUCCGAAAAAUAGCUCUCCCUCCGAAUCAUCCCUUAUUGGCUACUUCCUACAACAACAUCGCUAUGGUGUAUGAUAACAUGGGCCAGUACUCGAAAGCACUUUCAUCAUACGAAAGAUCACUUGAAAUCUUCAAAAUAGCUCUUCCUCCGAAUCAUCCCAACUUAGCUAUUUCCUACAACAACAUUGGUAUGGCGUAUUCUCACAUGGGCGAGUACUCGAAAGCACUUUCAUCGUACGAAAGAUCACUUGAAACCUUCAAAAUAGCUCUCCCUCCAAAUCAUUCCUCCUUGGCUAUUUCCUACAACAACAUCGCUUCAGUGUAUUAUCACAUGGGCGAGUACUCGAAAGCACUUUCAUCGUUAGAAAGAUCACUUGAAAUCUCCAAAAUAGCUCUCCCUCCGAAUCAUCCCGACUUGGCUACUUCUUACAACAACAUCGCUAUGGUGUAUUCUCACAUAGGCGAGUACUCGAAAGCACUUUCAUCGCUAGAAAGAUCACUUGAAAUUCGAAAAAUAGCUCUCCCUCCGAGUCAUUCCUUCUUGGCUACUUCUUAUAACAACAUCGGAGGGGUGUAUGAUAACAUGGGCGAGUACUCGAAAGCACUUUCAUCGUACGAAAGAUCACUUGAAAUCCUCAAAAUAGCUCUCCCUCCGAAUCAUCCCUUCUUGGCUAUUUCCUACAACAACAUCGCUAUGGUGUAUGAUAACAUGGGCGAGUACUCAAAAGCACUUUCAUCGUACGAAAGAUCACUUGAAAUCCGAAAAAUGGCUCUCCCUUCGAAUCAUCCCGACUUGACUACUUCCUACAACAACAUCGCUUUGGUGUAUGAUAAGAUGGGCGAGUACUCGAAAGCACUUUCAUCGUACGAAAGAUCACUUGAAAUCCUCAAAAUAGCUCUCCCUCCGAAUCAUCUCUCCUUGGCUAGUUCCUACAACAACGUCGCUAUGGUGUAUUCUCACAUGGGUGAGUACUCGAAAGCACUUUCAUCGCUAGAAAGAUCACUUGAUAUCGGAAAAAUAGCUCUCCCUCCGAAUCAUCCCAACUUAGCUACUUACUACAACAACAUCGGAGGGGUGUAUUAUAACAUGGGCGAGUACUCGAAAUCACUUUCAUCAUACGAAAGAUCACUUGAAAUCCGAAAAAUAGCUCUCCCUCCGAAUCAUCCCUCCUUGGGUACUUCUUACAACAACGUCGCUAUGUUGUAUUCUCACAUGGGCGAGUACCCGAAAUCACUUUCAUCAUACGAAAGAUCACUUGAAAUCCAAAAAAUAGUUCUCCCUCCGAAUCAUCCCGACUUAGCUACUUCCUACAACAACAUCGCUAUGGUGUAUUCUCACAUGGGCGAGUACUCCAAAGCACUUUCAUCGUUAGAAAGAUCACUUGAAAUCGACAAAAUAGCUCUCCCUCCGAACCAUCCCAACUUGGCUACUUCCUACAAUAACAUCGGUAUGGCGUAUUCUCACAUGGGCGAGUACUCCAAAGCACUUUCAUCGUACGAAAGAUUACUUGAAAUCGACAAAGUAGUUCUCCCUCCGAACGAUCCCGACUUGGCUACUUCCUACAAUAACAUCGGUAUGGUGUAUUCUCACAUGGGCGCGUACUCCAAAGCACUUUCAUCGUACGAAAGAUCACUUGAAAUCCUCAAAGUAGCUCUCCCUCCGAAUCAUCCCUUCUUGGCUAUUUCCUACAACAACAUCGGAGGGGUGUAUGAUAACAUGGGCGAGUACUCAAAAGCACUUUCAUCAUACGAAAGAUCACUUGAAAUCCGAAAAAUAGCUCUCCCUCCGAAUCAUCCCGACUUGGCUACUUCCUACAACAACUUCGGUAUGGUGUAUGAUAAGAUGGGCGAAUAUUCGAAAGCACUUUUGUCGUACGAAAGAUCACUUGAGAUUAUGAGAAAGUCGGUGCCUUCUACUCAUCCUCAAAUGUUACUUGUGAAAAGAAACAUUGAAAAUUUAGAAAACAGAUUUUAG
Molecule: messenger RNA, 2526 nt
Organism: Rotaria sordida
Lineage: Eukaryota; Metazoa; Rotifera; Eurotatoria; Philodinida; Philodinidae
Source: the annotation of a GenBank genome assembly